This is a messenger RNA of Phoenix dactylifera (date palm), 2543 nucleotides long. Lineage: Eukaryota; Viridiplantae; Streptophyta; Magnoliopsida; Arecales; Arecaceae. The record is from RefSeq and is a predicted model, not a curated record.
CUGUGUGUGUGUGUGUUUUUUCCUUGAUUAGGGUUUCUGGAAUUAGGGUUACCGUUUUGUGCUUAUGUUUUUCUAUUUCGAAUUAUAUUGAAUGGUGGAUGACGGAAAUGCCCUUGUCCACUUGGUUUGCCCUAGCACCAACAAAUCGAGUUGGCAAGCCUGGCCUGUGGUAUAACCGGCAGCAGAAGUUGCUGGGAAUUAUCUUUCGAGCCGAAUAGCAAUCCAUGUGCCAGUCCGGAAACCCAUCUAACCGUUGGGUGGUGCUAGGGGUUGAUCGGUUUGCUCAUGAUCUAUUACUUGAUAAGCUUAUUGUGGCAUGGAUUUUGGAGCAGUAUCAGCCGUUGGAAGAUAUCUGAUUUGAAAGGAAGUCCAAGACUGUUUUGGUAUGUGGAAAAAUUGCAACGUUUGGUUGAUUUAUAUUCAAAUCUAUGGAUGGAUGAAUUGCAACUAUCUAUAGUUUAUUGAUGGGUUGUGGUGAAUUGAAGGAUCAGUUGAUUUGGUCUGUCCCUGUGGAGCAUCUGGGAUCAUUUCCUAGUUAGCAACAUCUCUCUAUAUUCAUAAAUGUACUUUGUGUCUUGAUUUGUUGCACACGUUGGCUGUACUUAUAAUAAACAAUGGUUGGAUGUGGAACUUGGGUGUCUGGGAGAUUAGGUAUGCGUCUUAUCCAAACUUGGUGUAGUCACUCAAACAUGGACUUCAGGUAAAGACUCAAUGAAUUUUGAUGCCACAUUGUGUGAUUGUUGCAGUUUGCAUACUUAUGCUAAUUACUAGGAACUAAUUUGAAAAAAGGAGAGCAAAGAAGUGCAAGUGCCAAGAGUCUGGAGGCCACCUACAAGUAUUCAGAAGUAGCUCUAUUUUCUUCACUUUGAAAUGUUAGAAUAGUUAUAAAAGGAAUUUUUGAACUGGUUUAUGAUAAUAGUUAAAUACUUUAUGCACACCAAGGUCGAAAAGUUUCUCUAGAUCAACUUAUAACUUUAAGACAUUCAGAACUAGAAGAUGUUCAUUGAAAUGGGACUUUGAAUCACUUUAUGUUGCAAGCAUGGGUAUUUUGCCUUUUGAAACACUCUUCAGCCUUACCAUAUAUUGAAUCUAAGAUACGUAAAAUAAUUAUAGAAUGAUAGAUGCAUCAAUAAUCUGGUAGCCCAGUGGGUUCCUCCAAGGUAGUCCAGAUUCGAAACACGCGGGCGUCGAUUAAAUUCAGGGACCGGAUGCCCCAUGCCUGGACGCUGCUGGAGGGAGUGCUACUAGUCUGCUGGCAACGGGAGUGGUGCUAGGGUGACGUACUCACACGUGGGUAACCACGGGUGGAGAAGGCACGCAGAAAUUUGCGACUUGAAUUGAACAUGCUCCAGCGGGGAUGGGGCCUAGUGGGGGUUGCUACACGGGUUCAGAGGCACAAAGAAUACAGGCAGAAGAUAAUGUCAGCAUAUCAGCCUCUACAUAAAGAGCUAUACAACGUACAUCCUACAACUUUCUUCGUGCCGUCAUUUGUUAAAGCAAUCAAUGAAAACACAGAGGAGAGUUUCAGAAACAUAAUGUCAGAACCCUCUCCUAAAGUUUAUACAUUUGCUAUGCUUCAGCCAACUUUCUGCGAGUUGUUACUAGAUGAGGUUGAAAAUUUCGAAAGGUGGGUCGAUGCAGUUAAGUUCAAGAUAAUGAGACCAAAUACGAUGAAUAAGUACGGUGCUGUUCUUGAUGAUUUUGGCCUGGAAGCUAUGCUUAACAAGCUUAUGGAAGAAUUCAUAUGUCCCAUAUCUAAAGUAUUUUUCCCGGAGGUUGGUGGAUCAACACUGGACUCGCAUCAUGGUUUUGUGGUCGAGUAUGGAAAAGACAAGGAUGUUGAGUUAGGUUUCCAUGUGGAUGACUCAGAAGUCACGCUAAACAUAUGCUUGGGCAAGCAAUUUUCUGGCGGUGAAUUAUUUUUUCGAGGCGUUAGAUGUGACAAACAUGUAAACUCAGAGACCCAACCUGAGGAGAUCUUCGACUAUUCCCAUGUCCCUGGUCAAGCUGUACUUCAUCGUGGUCGUCAUCGGCAUGGUGCCCGUGCCACAACAUCUGGACAUAGGAUUAAUUUGCUUUUGUGGUGUAGAAGGAGCAAGAGUAUGCUGCAGCAACUGACAGACGACAAAGAACUACUUUGUUGUCGGAUGUAUUUCUUUUCCAUGGCAGUGUGCUCUGAGUGUUUUCUUAAACUUGCCGGUAACCUCUUUCCUCUCUUCUCCAUUCCAGACAAGGCCUCAAUAAUCACUCUCUAGUUAGGUUAGUGAAAUUCGACUUUCCUUUUGGGGCAUAUCUUCUCAUUGUCUGUGUGAGAAGGAGACACUUAUCUUGGCGGCAACUUUUUGCGGAAAUAUUCUUGGCAUGUGCUCAGAAAUCAUGAUGCAUUCCUCCUGAUUAAUCAGUCAUCUUCUUUCUUCUUUUGUGUUUGUCAUAUUUUCUUUUGCAUCACUUUUUCUUUUUUGUGAUUCCGUUUCCUUUAACUUCCAACUAUCUUUUAUGUAUGCAAUUAACAGCCAUGUGGUCUACUAACUAAAUUCAUUGUG